This is a messenger RNA of Gymnodraco acuticeps, 1448 nucleotides long. Its product is annotated as histone deacetylase 8-like. The record is from RefSeq and is a predicted model, not a curated record. NCBI's taxonomy places the organism in Eukaryota, Metazoa, Chordata, Actinopteri, Perciformes, Bathydraconidae. The transcript has 4 exons. Bases 136 to 591 code for a protein of 151 amino acids. Gene Ontology annotation, molecular function: histone deacetylase activity.
CUAUCAGACCGGCAGUGGUGUUACACCGACUGUUGACGGUGUAACACCACACUGGAGAAGACGCUUGCAUCCCUUCAUUGUAAAUUGUUUUUUAGCUCCAUUUAUUCUCCUUUAAAUAUCUUUAAUUCAUCGUAAAUGAGUUGCAGCGGAGACAGCGAUGAUGACAGCAGUUGUAAGCGGAAGGUGGCUUAUGUUUACAGCCCGGAAUACAUCCAGACUUGCGAUAGUUUAUCCAAAGUACCAAACAGGGCAAGUAUGGUCCACUCACUGAUAGAAGCCUACGGACUCCUUAAACACAUGAGCGUCGUUAAACCUCAGGUAGCGACCAUCGAGGACAUGGCCAAGUUCCACACAGACUCUUACCUGGAGCAUCUUCACAAGAUCAGCCAGGACGGAGACAACGACGACCCGCAGUCCGGAGACUACGGCCUGGUCAGCUGUGACUUCAGGUUUUCAUGCCGCGGCCCUCCUCCUCCUCAUCCACCUCCUCUUCAUCACAUCUCCUCAUCACAUCCAGAUCUUCAGCAUCAUCACCAGUGUCUCGACCCCGGGGGGUUCCCUAUAUGCUCACGGCUGCAUUUCCCCCUUUAAGGUAGGGACACACCAAGCUGACGCCAAAGAACUCACACAGACUGCUGUGUCGCCUCAGAUAUACCACUUCAGGAUCGGGGUCUAAUCGCCAAAGACUUCACAUUUAUCAUAUGACAUGUGUCAAGAAAUGUUCUUUAAACAAAAUGAAGUCUCUCCUGAUUGAACUGUAAAUGAGCAACACAUCAUUAUGUGUUUCUUUACCAGGUCAAAUGUCUGCGUUGAAAAAGGACUUCAUCUCUCCUGCUCCAUGUUUAAGGGGGCCUCUGUUCCUCAAGCUUCUGCACUUUAACGUUGCUUUUUAAAAACUGACACGUUAUUGACAUGUAUAUUCACAUUAAGUGUGUAACUUGGGUUUUUCCUUUUGCACUUAAAAGCACCAAGUCUUUAAAUCAACUUACAGAAAGUGUAUUUAGUCAGCAUUCAACAGCGUUAGCUCCCAGGAGGUGUUGCAGGUGGAGCAGGGGCUAGUUCCACUCAUUCCUGUGGAUCCAUACAAUCUUUGAUCUCGGUACUUAUUUUAAUGUUCAUUCAUAUUCCCAGAAAUGUCUUCGGCUUUUGGGAAAGACAGUUCAAAAGAUAACUGAUGAACAACAACCUAAAGUAAAAUAAUCAUAGCUGGAGAACCAAAUCCUGGUGAUCAAGUCGUUGUUGGAUUUUUCAUAUGUUGUGUCAAUGUGAUUUGAAUGAAGAUGUCCUUACCCGUAACAGUCAUUAUUUAUUCAACUUAGAACAUGGAAAGAAUCCCCAGGAGCAUUUGUAAUCUUAUUAGGAAGACUGCUGAGAGAUAAAAUGUAUUAUUAUUAUUAUAUCUGAGAAGUGAUCAGGACGAACAGAAAGAGCAAAACGAAAAGAGAGUU